Cryptotermes secundus is the source of this 1863-nucleotide messenger RNA. It is a transcript of the gene Ubc10, whose product is annotated as ubiquitin-conjugating enzyme E2 L3. Gene Ontology annotation, molecular function: ubiquitin conjugating enzyme activity. Gene Ontology annotation, biological process: protein polyubiquitination; ubiquitin-dependent protein catabolic process. The transcript has 4 exons. Lineage: Eukaryota; Metazoa; Arthropoda; Insecta; Blattodea; Kalotermitidae. Bases 40 to 540 code for a protein of 166 amino acids. Gene Ontology annotation, cellular component: nucleus. The record is from RefSeq and is a predicted model, not a curated record.
AAUUUGUUACUAAUUUUCGUUAUAUGCAGCUCUUCUGCCAUGCGUUGUGUUUCCGUUAGUCGGAGAAUAUUAAUCAUGGCAGCGACCCGUAGGUUGCAGAAGGAGCUGGCUGAUAUCCGUACCUCGGGAAUGAAGUCAUUCCGAGACAUUCAGGUAGACGAGUCAAAUAUUUUAACAUGGCAAGGACUUAUUGUUCCCGAUAACCCACCAUAUAACAAAGGCGCCUUUCGGAUUGAGAUCAACUUCCCUGCGGAGUACCCAUUUAAACCUCCAAAGAUAAACUUUAAAACAAAAAUAUAUCAUCCCAACAUUGAUGAAAAAGGGCAGGUUUGUUUACCUAUCAUCAGUGCAGAGAAUUGGAAGCCAGCAACCAAGACAGACCAAGUCAUACAAGCUUUAGUGGCACUAGUCAAUGAUCCUGAACCAGAACAUCCACUGCGAGCUGAUCUAGCAGAAGAAUAUCUUAAAGACAGGAAGAAAUUUGUUAAAAAUGCUGAAGAGUUCACAAAGAAACACAGUGAAAAACGGCCUUCUGACUAAAGGCCUCAAGUAGCACUGUGAUGUCAAAAUGCAAGAGUAUAAGAUGUUUCUUGUGAGUUAAUUCUGCCUGGAUCAGAGGUAAUGACCUGCUGAUCACUUUCACCACAGCAUUUUGAAUACUGGGGAGAAUGUUUUAGAAUACCAGCAGGCAUAACUGAAUGGAUGAACACUGUGAACUUGGAAAUUUCGAAUGAAUCAGCUCCUUAUUAUCUGUAGGAGUUUUGAUGUGCCCUGUGAACUAAUUUUAACCCCAAAUAAAUCUCAAUAUUUGCAUUUAUAUGAUAGGAUUAUGGCAAGACUUGGCUUAUGUGAGACAGGAUAACAAGUGUAAUGGCCUAUAUGAGAUCUCAAGCAGUAAGCCUUUACAUUGUCAUCUGGUUUAUGACACUGUAUUGUCUGAUAGAGGUUACCAGCAGGUACUUAUGUAAUAGCAGAUGACCCAGGUUACUAACUGCUAUAUUUAGCACUGCAGACCUUAGAAUUUAUAUGUAAAAUUAACACCCGAAGCCUAACCUUAGAAUUUGCCUCAAGUAACAAGUUCACAGAGUUAGGCUUUUUGUUUUUAAAAAUAAACCACAGUUACCAGUGCUAAUAUGGCGAUUGAUGUGGCAGUAAUUUUUAAAGUUACAUGGUUCAGCCAUUACUGUGUAAGUACCUACAAAUACUUGGGAGCAACAUACUGCCUCUAUCUUCAGGGUGUGAGUGGGGACCUCUCAGGACAUCAGGAGGUUAUAUAGGAAGAAAGGGAGGGCUGGUCUAUGGAGAACAAAAUUGGAUUCUUAUAUGACCCAGCUAUUUCCCAACUUAGUUUACUUCUACCUUGAAGAUGGAGGUGGUGUGUUCCUCAGAAAUGCUGUAACUACUUAUCAGACUGCCAUUUUAUAACCAAGAAGACCACAAAAUGAAUCUAUAAGGACCCAGUUCACUGAUGGAGCACUGUAGUUCGUGUGAUACAUGGCAAUCACAUGUAUGGGAGUUUAUUUACCUAGAACUGGAUUCAUGCAUUGUUUAUUGCACACAGUAUCAUAGAGUGUCAUCAUUUUAUCACAAGUUGUGCACUGUUGUGCAUUGAAUGAGAGGAAAAGAAUGUCUUCAGAGAUGUUUUUUACUCAUGGUCUCAGUUUUGUGAUUGUUUAUUCACUAUUCAUUUCAUAUUUUGCCAUUAGCAAAUGAUUUUUUCUGCAGUGCUGUUAAUAAAAACAAGUCAGAUGGUGAUAUUUCAUCAUUACAUUUGUUUUGCAAUUUUGGUGAUAUAUUUGUGUCAGUUUGUGUCUGCCUUGGUGCAUAAUUCUCUUGGAUGUGAAUAAAUUAAUUUUAACACUG